AAUGUGCUUUUUUUUAUGUUUAUAAACAAAAAACAAUUUUUUUAAUUUCAAAUUAAUGGUUUUUAAUGAUUUUCGCAAACUAUUUAAUGUUUCUUUUGUGAUCUACGAAGAGGUAAAAGAAAAGAAUGUCAAAAAUUUUAUCUUGCGGUAUUCUAAGAUUAUUUCGAGGCAAUACUCGUUUAUCGAAUAAAUUUUUAAAGCAACAUAAAAUAUGGAACCCAAAAUUCGAAAAGCAAUACCAAACACAAAUUAUUGCGAACAGUAAAUUCAAAUUUGAUUUAGAAAAUCAUAAUAUUAGAAGUGAAAUAAGAGAUAAAGAAUAUAAGCCGUCAAAUGAUCCGGAUACUUUUGGAGGCUCGUAUUGUCUUUCAGACGAAUCGGAUGACGCAGAUGAUUUGAAGGAAGAGGAAUAUAUUAAGGAAUUACCAUCAAGGGACAAAGAAACUAUUAAAUAUGCUCGGUGCAUUAAAAGACAUUUAGAUAAGCGGCAAGUUAAGGAAGCCUUAGAUGUACUAGAAGUUGAAAUGAAAAGAGAUCGCAUACAUCCGGAUAGAUACAUUUUUAACUUAUUAAUAAGCGGAUGUGCCAAAGUUGGAUACACCCGAAAAGCUUUUAAACUAUUUUUUAAAAUGAAACAAUAUGGCUUAAAGCCUAGUGGUGGCACACUCACUUCUUUGUUUAACGCUUGCGCAAAUGCUCCAACAAUUUCUGAUGGUCUUGCUAAAGCUAAUCGUUUAAGAGAAAUAAUGAUAGAAUCCGAUUUACAACCUAAUGAGAAAAACUAUAAUGCAAUGAUAAAAGCUUAUGGUCGUUGUAAAGAUUUGUCUGCAGCUUUUCAAAUUGCUGAUGAAAUGAGGGAGAAAUGUUUCCUUAUUCAAACUGAAACAUUCAAUUUCUUAUUACAGGCUUGUGCUUCAGAUAUGGAAUUUGGAUUUCGACAUGCCCUAUUGAUUUGGCAUAAAAUGAAAAGAAACGAUGUUCGCCCAGAUAUUUAUUCUUUUAAUACAAUUCUAAGAUGUGUGAAAAAUUGUUCAAUAGGAGAUUUAGAAUCUAUGUAUGACGUCAUAAAUGAUAUAAUAAAUAAAAGUAAGAAUUUUUUAAAAGAAGGGGAAGGCGAAUUAAAAGUGAUUGCAAGUAAUGAAAAUGGAGGUUCUUGUGUUCAAACUAGUGAAUCAAACACAAAUAUUUCGAGCGCUACACAAACUGACUUAGUACUUCCUAAAGAAGUUUUUUAUGCAAAUGAUGUUCCAAAUUUGCUAUGCUCAAACCCCCAUUUAGGAAAUCUAAUAAAAAUAAAUGAGAUUCGAAAACCCGAAGAUCGAUUACUUCUAAUUGGUGGCUUUUCAGGGUUUUUAAGAGAAAUGAAAUUCAAUAAAGUAACCCCAAACAUAGAGACAUUUACAAUGCUUUUAGAGGUUAUUCCAUCAACAAAUUCCGCAGAAAAAACGUUAAUUUCGACAAUAAAAAAAGAUGGUUUAAAAGCCGACAUAGAUUUUUUUAACACCUUAAUAAAGAAACGUUGCUUACGAUUUGACUACGAUGGAGCGAAAGAGGUUUUGAAUAUGAUAAAAUCUGUAAAAUUAAAACCAGAUAUCUUUACUUAUGGCAUUCUCUCAUUAUCUUGUAAGACAAAAGAAGAAGCUAGAGAAUUAUUAAAAAAUAUGAAACAAAGAGAUAUGAGCAUGAAUACUCAAAUAUUGGGCGCAAUGCUUAAUCAAGGAUGUCGUAAUCAAGACUUCGAUUAUAUAACUGAAAUCAUGCAAAUUGCUUUGGAUGAAAAAAUUCGGCCUAAUGAAGCUUUUUUAUGCCAUUUAUCCAAAUUCAAUCAGCAGUGUGCAAAAUUGGUGAAUGUCAGACAUAAAAUUUCUAAGAGCCUAGAAUUUCAAAGAAAUUAUAAAAAAUUCAGGGAACAUUUACAUAUGUGGUAUGAAGAAAAUGGUAUUUCCGGACUAACGUUAGAAGAACAAAUUGAAAAAGUUAAAAGGAACCCUUAUAAAAAAUUUAAAGAAAAAACUAAAGCUGAUGAAAAUGAUACUGUAAAAAAGAAAAAAAUACGAAAGCAUAUUAAAAACGUCAAAUUGCAUGAUCUUAGCAUAAAUGAAAAUAAAGAAAAAGCAGAAGGCUCGUAGUAUUCUAGGUAAAUGAUUAAUAAAAUAAAAGGCUUAAUACGUUUAUCACUUAAAGUACUGCAAGUACUUUCAUUUUCAAAAUUCAACAAUUUUAAUUGAGUAAAAAUCAUAUUCAAGCUA
Messenger RNA from Condylostylus longicornis, 2249 nucleotides. Its product is annotated as pentatricopeptide repeat-containing protein 1, mitochondrial. The coding region runs from base 126 to 2129 and encodes 667 amino acids. The record is from RefSeq and is a predicted model, not a curated record. Gene Ontology annotation, molecular function: protein binding. The transcript has 4 exons. Lineage: Eukaryota; Metazoa; Arthropoda; Insecta; Diptera; Dolichopodidae.